GCAGCUGCGCUUCCAGUACGCCCUAUGCGCCUCGUGUUGACCCGUGCUGACCCUCCGUCGAGUGGAGCUCGUGUUACGCGCGAGUUUAGGGAAGGAGACUCCGAGGUCACUAUUCCUGGCGCUCCGUCCAACGUCUCUAAACAGGCUGAUGGCUUAUACGUCGAUGUGAAUGAGCCCCCCCGGCGCCCUAAGACGGACAACAUGAGCAAGGAGAUGAAGGCCCGGCUGCGUGCGGAGUACACUGGCCUAGGCGGAGCAGAGAACAAGGCGAUGUCCUCCAACUACUUCUUGUGGAUCUCGAUUAUUGUGGCGUUGCUGGCUAUCAGCUCCAAGUUGAUCGGCGCCAUCUGAUUUGAAGAAAUCCACUGAUCUGAUUUGUUUUUUUUGUUAUGAUCUGGUUUCUUUGGCCUGGGUCGGGCAUGGGCGGCUGGUGCCGAAUGGGCCUCAUGGAAGGGGGGAGGAGGGGCGGAGGGAUUUGUGGAAGAGGAGGGAGAAACGGAGGAGAAGAGGGAGGGGAGGAUGAGUCGCAGAGAGAGG
Molecule: messenger RNA, 537 nt
Organism: Volvox carteri f. nagariensis
Lineage: Eukaryota; Viridiplantae; Chlorophyta; Chlorophyceae; Chlamydomonadales; Volvocaceae
Exons: 3
Coding region: 25-351 (108 amino acids)
Source: RefSeq, a predicted model, not a curated record